UGCCAUUGAAUCUGUGUUUUCGUUUCUUUCACCCCUCUUUCAUUCUUCAUUUUGCCCCCGUCUUUCUCAACUCUACAUUGGCAAGUAAUACAUGGUUCCUUCCAUGAAGUUCAUCUUCGGGCUUCUUUCAUUUGUCACCGUCGGCUUGAUCAUCGGUUCUGUCUCUCAACUGGCACUUUUACGACAACUGGAAGACUCCCCUGGCACAAGCACAAAGUCUCCAAGAUUUAGAAGACUGCAUCAGAGGGACGGUGUCCUUCAAUUGCCCAGAGGAUUUCCACUUUGGAAAAAUGACAAGGAAGUUGAAACCUUACGUCUUGGAUAUAUCAAACCUGAAGUUCUUAGCUGGUCUCCUCGAAUCAUUUUAUUGCAUAAUUUCCUAAGCAUGGAGGAGUGUGAGUAUCUGAAGGCUAUAGGGUACCCUCACCUUCAAAAUUCACAUGUGGUAGAUUCAAAAACAGGAAAGAGUUUCAUGAGCAAUGUCAGGACAAGCUCUGGUAUGUUCCUGAGUUCGAAAGAUAGAAAACACCCAAUGGUGCAGGCAAUUGAGAAAAGAAUUUCAAUCUAUGCUCAAGUACCAGUUGAAAAUGGAGAGGCUAUUCAAAUUUUGAGAUACGAGAAGAAUCAGUAUUAUGAACCCCAUAAUGACUACUUUUUUGAUGAUUUCAACUUGAAAAAAGGUGGGCAGCGAAUAGCAACAAUGCUCAUGUAUAUAGGUGACAAUGUUGAGGGUGGUGAAACAUAUUUCCCAGCGGGUGGUUCGGGUGAAUGUAACUGUGGUGGGAAAAUUGUCAAAGGGAUCUCUGUGAAGCCAAUUAAAGGAAAUGCAGUACUUUUCUGGAGUAUGGGACUAAAUGGAAAAUCAGAUCCGAAAAGUCUUCAUGGAGCAUGUGAGGUACUUUCUGGGAAAAAAUGGUCUGCAGUAAAAUGGAUGAGAGAGAGGGCUUUCACUUAACUUAGGUUUGCAAUAUAUAUUUUAUAUUAUAUGAAUAUAAUUAAUUAUACAAGGGUUCUCCAUAGAUGGAGUUUUCCCUUAAUGUUGUCUAUUGUAACUAUUGUUGUAUUGAUUGGAUUAUUCUUGAUAAUGCAUAAUGAAGUUAGAUCA
Molecule: messenger RNA, 1105 nt
Organism: Prosopis cineraria
Lineage: Eukaryota; Viridiplantae; Streptophyta; Magnoliopsida; Fabales; Fabaceae
Product: prolyl 4-hydroxylase 1-like
Exons: 12
Coding region: 92-955 (287 amino acids)
Biological process (GO): peptidyl-proline hydroxylation to 4-hydroxy-L-proline
Cellular component (GO): endoplasmic reticulum
Molecular function (GO): procollagen-proline 4-dioxygenase activity; iron ion binding; L-ascorbic acid binding
Source: RefSeq, a predicted model, not a curated record